AACGCGACUGGACUCCUUCGUUUUCUAAUUCGUAUCUCAUUUUCAUGGACUGGAGAAGAUGAAUUCUCUUCACCGCAUCGUAGGAUCGAUCGCCAGAACAACGAUCGCACGCCCAAUCUCUUCUAGGGUUCCGCACACCCUCCUCCCCUCGAUUCUCGCCGAUUCCUUCUCCACGAAGCCCCGAAACGACGACGACAAAUGGAACGACGCGUGGGAAUCGGCUUGGCUCCCGGACGAUCUCACCGACAAGACGAGGGCGCCGUGGGAGACGGACGUGAACUUCCCUUCCGCGGAGGGAGAGGUGGAAGAUGUGGAGGGGAAGGCGUUCGUGGAGGAUAUGAAGGAGCACUGGGACGAGAGGAGAGGGAAGAGCGGGAAGGAGAAGGAGAAGGAGAAGGAGAAAGAGAGGAGAGAGGAGGGAGAGUCGCUGUAUAGCGUGGAGACGAUGAAGAAGGAUUACAGGUUGAAGAAGCAGAGAGUUCACGCGUCUCUGUGGGUUAAGGAGAUUGAGAAGAUGGAGGAAGCUAAGUUGGGUGAUGAUUCUGGUGGAGCUGAUGAUAUCGAUCGCCUUCUUGAUAGCUGCUCUGAGAUUUUCGACUCGGUAGACCAUGAUUUCGACAAAUUGGAAGUCUCGAGUGGGUCUGAAUUGAAAAACAAGCCGGAUGGUUGGGAAUCAACAACAAAGGAACAAGAUGGAAAUCUCUGGCAAAUGUCACAAAGAGAGGAAGACAUUCUUCUCCAAGAAUUCGAUCGCCGCAUCUCCUUCUGCAAAUUUCAGAUUGCUAGUUUUAUAAAGCAACACAUAUUCAGCAGGAGGAGACCGAUUGAUGGGUGGAGAUAUAUGAUCGAAGUGAUUGGUCCAAAUGCUAGAAAAGGCAAAGGUAGUGUUUCUAGGCUCCCUGCUUUGUCCGAUGUUUCCACUCAACCCUUUAAAGAAGAAAGUGCCAGUCUUAGUACCUUCAAGCGUCGGUCCAACAGAGAUUUGUGAGGCUUGAGAGGAUGAGUUCAUGACAAAAAUGGUUCUAUAACUGUGAGAUUGUUUAAAAGGAUCUACAGAUUAUGUCACGUUAAAGACAAUAUACUCUCUAGAUUCUUAGUUUACAGAUAUGAAUUUAAGUUAUGAACUCAAGAGUAAGUUUUAUGUGUAUGAUCUAUUUUUUUUUUUUUUUGAACAUCUGAAAAUGUAUGAGCUUAUAAGUAAUCUGACGAUGGUUUGGCCG
Messenger RNA from Raphanus sativus (radish), 1220 nucleotides. RefSeq names its product protein GAMETE CELL DEFECTIVE 1, mitochondrial. NCBI's taxonomy places the organism in Eukaryota, Viridiplantae, Streptophyta, Magnoliopsida, Brassicales, Brassicaceae. Bases 59 to 988 code for a protein of 309 amino acids. The transcript has 3 exons. The record is from RefSeq and is a predicted model, not a curated record.